AUGGCUUUUUUGAGUUGCUUGCUUCUGGCUCGAGUCAUAGGACCUUCAGAUAUGGCUAGAGCUCCUCCAUCAGCUGGAUCAUCCAUGCUCUCAUUAUCUUCUUUGUUUGACUGGUCCAUGAUCAUAUCAAGAUGUAUCUAUAUAUAUACCGUGUACGCGUUUGUGUAUGCGAAAGGAUCGAAGAAGUUUCUAGUUAAGUGUUUUGCGAUAGAGGAUAAGCUUCUUGUUGAUGCCGUAGAUGAUGGUGGAAAAGAACCUGCUCAUAUAUCUAAUCCUGAGAAGUAUGCUGCUGAGUCCGGAGUGGAGGGUGAUUACGAUGCACAGUUCAAGAACUUGGGUAAGUUAGUCGCUGAUUUACAUGAUCAGCUUCUCUACAAGCUUGAUGAAGGACUUAAACCUGCUGCUUCUACGUCCCAGUCCAGUUCGGAGGGUAACAAAGAGUCUGAGUCUGGAUAUUACGGUCGUCGAAGGCCUGUUCCAUCAUUCCCUCCGGUGAUUGGUGGUUUUGGCGAUGGAAGCAUGCUUGUAGGACCAAAUGAUCUUCGCAUGUUCCCCCGAUUUGGUGAUCAUCCUGACUUCAUGAUACCACCACAACCGGGUGUUCCACCUCCCGGUGUUCGUUAUGAUCCACCUCCACCUAUUGGCCCAGAUUUUGGCCCAGCUGGUUUUGAGCCAAGCCCGUUCAGAAGGCACACUCAAAUUUGGCGAGGAGAUGUUCAUCCCGAUCUUCAGCAUUUUCGCCGCUGGCUUGGUUAAGAUUAUAUGUAGCCAUCUUCAAAAAGAAGCACAAGAAAAUGUGGUCUUAGUAAUAAAUUUAUCUUUGCUUUUUUUUGUCAAGA
This is a messenger RNA of Brassica oleracea var. oleracea, 839 nucleotides long. RefSeq names its product probable proteasome inhibitor. Gene Ontology annotation, molecular function: proteasome binding; endopeptidase inhibitor activity. Bases 1 to 756 code for a protein of 251 amino acids. The record is from RefSeq and is a predicted model, not a curated record. The transcript is spliced from 6 exons. Gene Ontology annotation, biological process: proteasome-mediated ubiquitin-dependent protein catabolic process. NCBI's taxonomy places the organism in Eukaryota, Viridiplantae, Streptophyta, Magnoliopsida, Brassicales, Brassicaceae.